Messenger RNA from Necator americanus (New World hookworm), 282 nucleotides. RefSeq lists its product as uncharacterized. The coding region runs from base 1 to 282 and encodes 93 amino acids. The record is from RefSeq and is a predicted model, not a curated record. NCBI's taxonomy places the organism in Eukaryota, Metazoa, Nematoda, Chromadorea, Rhabditida, Ancylostomatidae. The transcript is spliced from 4 exons.
AUGUCAUCAUCAACAAAAAUGAGCGAGUUGUUGCUUCCGCGUUAUCAACGGUCACCAACGACGCAACAUCCGUCCAUCCUGACCCGCUUUCAUCGUGUCAACAGCGCUAUGGCCGUUGAGCUACGGCUUCCGGCAGUCACCAUUACAAGUUGGCUUCUCGAGCUAAUAGAGGAAACAAGCUGUCGGUCUAUGGAUAGGGAUAGCACUAACGAAGAAAUUUGUUUGGUAGAAAAUAACGUCCAGCGAAGGUCCGUUUUUCCUCGAAUAGCUUACGUGCUAUGA